UGUGUGGCCCAGAGAGGAGCAGAGUGCGCGGGGAGCCGAGCCUGGAGGACGCUGCUACCAGAGGCAGAGGACAGGCUGCGGGUUUUCGGGCGAGGUUCCCGUGUGAGGCUGGGCUGAGAUGGCGGUGGAUUUGGGAACACCUCCGUCCGCUCCCCGGUGUGGACGACGCUCUCCUGCGCUGGACCGGAUCUCCACCCCCCGCUGUAGACAAACUGGAGACGGGACAGCUCCAAAGCUGCGACCCCGCGGAAAAAUAGGUGGCGGUAAUGUACCUGUUGGCUGCCAACCGCCAAUGAAUGCUAAAAGAAGAAGAAGAGCGAGCAAGAAAGAGAGAAAAAAGUUUUCUUCGGAAAGGAUGAACAAUGUUCAACAGCAAGAAGUAAGAAAAUAUGUGAACGAAAGUCAUGUGUCUAUCCAAAAGGGACUAUUCAUUCCUCCUCUGAAAAAAUGCUACACUUGCUGCUCUCCAGGCAAAUUUCAUUGUCCAUUUUGUUUACCAGUGUAUUUCAAACCCACAAAACUCUGCAGAGUUAGACUUCAUUUGAGCAAACAUCUGAAUAAAGCCUUUUUUGUUGGAGAAUAUACGAUCCACAGAUGCGGACAGGGGUGCAGGAGACGGCAACAUUACCACUGUUUGUACUGCUCAGCCACAUUGAUAAGGAGUAGAGAUUUCAACAAUCAUUUACCAUUGUGCAGCCAGGCCCAACAGCUGAGAACCCAGAAAUCACCCCAACUACAGGAAGAGAUGACACAAAGAGUCCAAACCAAAGGACGGAGUGCUCCAUCGCUGACCACUGGAGAGAUUGACUUCCGUUCAUAUGAACAAGAGAGUGAUGACAGUGAUAACAUCACCAUCAACCCAGAUUCAGAUGAUCAGAGCAGCCAAGAAGCGUGUGCAGAGCCACACUCUUCUAAAUGUGACCAAACUGUGCAGACAAACAUCGAAAAACCACAAGAUUGUGAUGAAUUCUACUUCAUGAACCUUGUGAAGUUGUUUAAGAAGUUGUCCCCUAAGAAAAAGGCAGAGGUCAGGUUGAAAAUUGAGAGAGUUCUCUUUGAAGCUGAGUUUGAUUAGAAAAGUGUUUAUACACAAAGACAAAAUGAGUUUUUUUGUAUUAUAAUGUAUUGGAAAGUUUCGAGAGGCAGAGUUUCAGUAUCUUCUAUUUUUAUUCUAGACAGUAUCUUUGUGUCAGCCCACUGCGUCUUCAGUGGAGGUGAAAACUGGAUUAUUUUUACAAGCUCUGGUGAAGCUUUAUUAUUACUCACUCAGUUGAGAUGCUCCAUUUCCUUCUGGGGCCCGUUUCACCAAAUUAGCAACAUACAAACAACGAUUUAUACAAUAUGGCAUAAUGUCCUCUCACAUUCAUUUUAAAUCAUUAUAUUAAUCAACUCAAAUGACCUACUUCACGUAGAUUUUGCUUGGCUCCUGAAGAAAUGAGGAUGAAAAGGUUCGACUGAACUCAACUGAGAAUCUUAUGAAUAUUCUUUAGUCCAAUGUGCUGCUACUGUCCACUUUUCCUAUACUCAGAAUACCUCCAACCAAAGAGUGAAUUCAGUGUUUCCUUUUUAUGGAGCACUACUCUGUACUGAAACACACAUUGUGGGUUAAAAUAGUUAUAAAUGAGACUGUCUAUGAAGCGUCUGGUCAAAAUAAAUUUACAUGAUGUUAAGGCCUGUAUGUUUGAUACAAGGCCGAGAGAUGUAUUGUAUGGUUAAUAAGGGAGACUACCUCAGAUACAGCUGGAGAAAUGGUCUCAGAGCUGGACACUACAAAUACUUGGCCCAGUGUGUCUUAAAUAGAUAAAACAAAUUAAGCUGCUGUUUGUUAAGCCUAUGUUGUGAAUUGUUUUUUUUUUAUUCAAAUAAAGGACUUAAAUGUA
Molecule: messenger RNA, 1880 nt
Organism: Seriola aureovittata
Lineage: Eukaryota; Metazoa; Chordata; Actinopteri; Carangiformes; Carangidae
Exons: 5
Coding region: 119-1075 (318 amino acids)
Molecular function (GO): DNA binding
Source: RefSeq, a predicted model, not a curated record